Messenger RNA from Pipistrellus nathusii (Nathusius's pipistrelle), 1716 nucleotides. The record is from the annotation of a GenBank genome assembly. Lineage: Eukaryota; Metazoa; Chordata; Mammalia; Chiroptera; Vespertilionidae.
AUGGCCCGGGGCCCGGGGGCCGCCGUGGGGCUGGCGCUGCUGGGGCUGGGGCUGGCCCUGGCCAUCAUCGUGCCGGCCGCCGUGGUCCUGUCCCGCCAGCACGCCCCCUGCGGGCCCCACGCCUUCGCCCGCGCCGCGGUGGCCGCCGACUCCAAGGUCUGCUCGGACAUCGGACGGGCCAUCCUGCAGCAGGGGGGCUCGCCCGUGGACGCCGCCAUCGCCGCGCUGGUCUGCACGGGCGCCGUCCACCCGCAGAGCAUGGGCCUGGGCGGUGGCGUCAUCCUCACCGUCUACAACGCCAGCACCGGACAGGUGGAGGUCAUCAAUGCCAGGGAGACGGUGCCCGCCCGCCACGCCCCGGGGCUGCUGGACCAGUGCGAGCAGGCGCUGCCUCUGGGCAGAGGCGCGCAGUGGGCCGGCGUGCCCGGGGAGCUGCGGGGCUAUGCCGAGGCGCACCGCCGGCACGGCCGGCUGCCCUGGGCGCGGCUGCUCCAGCCCACCAUCGCGCUGCUCCGCCGCGGCCGCCGCACGCCGCCCGUGCUCAGCCAGUUCCUGCGGCACCGCCUGCUGCGCCCGGUGCUCCAGGGCUCCUCCCUGCGGCAGCUCCUCUUCAACGGCACGGAGCCCCUGGGGCCCGAGGACCCGUUCCCCUGGCCCGCGCUGGCCGCCACGCUGGAGACGGUGGCCCGGGAGGGCGCCGAGGCCUUGUAUUCGGGGCGGCUGGGCCGGACGCUGCUGGAGGACAUCGCCCGGGAAGGCAGCCAGCUGACCAUGCAGGACCUGGCCUCCUUCCAGCCCGAGGUGGUGGCCGCCCUGGCCGUGCCCCUGGGGAACUACACCCUGUACUCCCCGCCGCCGCCCGCGGGGGGCGCAAUUCUCAGCCUCAUCCUCAACGUGCUCAAAGGGUUCAACUUCUCCGCGGAGGCGGUGGCCACGCCCGAGGGCCGCGUGGCCUUGUGCCACCACCUGGUGGAGGCCUUCAAGUUUGCGGGGGGGCAGCGGUGGCGGCUGUGGGACCCGCGGAGCCACCCCGCGGUCCAGAACGCCUCCCUGGACCUGCUGGGGGAGGCCCUGGCCAAGCACAUCCGCCAGCAGAUCGACGCCCGCGGCGACCACCCGCCCAGCCACUACGGCCUGGCCGGGCCCUGGGGCCACAGGACGGGCACCGCCCACGUGUCCGUGCUGGGGGCCGACGGCAGCGCCGUGGCCGCCACCAGCACCAUCAACACGCCCUUCGGGGCGAUGGUGUACUCCCCCCGGACGGGCAUCCUCCUCAACAAUGAGCUGCUGGACCUGUGCUGGAGGCGCAGGCCGGGCGCCAAGGGACCCCCUCCACCCGUUCCAGGGGAGCGGCCCCCCUCCUCCAUGGUCCCCUCCAUCCUGGUCAACGCGGCCCAGGGGUCCACACUGGUGGUCGGCGGGGCCGGCGGGGAGCUCAUCAUCUCCGCGGUGGUGCAGGUCAUCGUGAACAAGCUGUGGCUCGGCCUGGACCUGGGCGCAGCCAUCGCGGCCCCCAUCCUGCACGUGAACGACAGGGGCCAGGUGGAGUUCGAGCCCGGCUUCCCGCAGGAAGUGCGGCAGGACCUGGCGGGCCGGGGCCAGCAGCCGGCCAGGAGGCAGUUCUUCCUGAACGCGGUGCAGGCCGUGUUCCGGGACGGCGCCUGCGUGGAGGCCGCCUCGGACCCCAGGAAGCACGGGGAGGCCGCCGGCUACUGA